CAAUUUGUAUUGUAUGACGUUUCUUGAAGGAAGGAAAAUGGAAGUCGUCUCACCGGUUUGAAUUUGUUAUUGUUUUUAUGGCAUAAAUUUUAAUUGUAGUUGAUAAUUAUAACAUUUAGCCAUGAAUAAUUGUGUACCAAUGGAAAUUUGGGACACCGAAGGUGAUAUUGAUAAAUUGAUAAGUGACCAUGAUGAUACGUCCAUGCCAUUGCCAGAUAUCGAAUUUCAGCCGCAUCUUCUGAUAUCUAAAGUUCGAAAACAUUAUAUGGAGUAUAUUAUAAAGCUGUUGUCAUUAAAUUAUGAAACUAAUCAAAGACUUCUUAACAAGAAUAUAUACUUACCCAGUGCAAUAUGGCGUUGCGCUAAAAAUAUAGAAAUGAAUGCUGCUCAAACAUGCAUGCUGGUGCAAUUGUAUAGAAAGAAUGUUACUAAAGUGAUCAAAGACUUAAAAAAAGAUACCACAAAGGGAAAACUUAACAAGAAAUUAUAUGAAUGCUUAAGGAACCCACCAGUGAAUGAAAAAAAAAUACAAACUACAAAAGAGACAUCCAAAGACUGCUGUACUUGUCAGUGUACAUGCUCCUUACGGAAGAAGCCCCGAGUUUCAGAAUCUCCACUAAAAAAAUCUGAUAAUCAUACACUGACCCCCAUAAACAGAGUAGAAAAGUCGAUUGAAAAUUCAAACAGUUGUCCUGCUCCUCAAACAGCACCAAUUUCUACUGAUGUGAAGCAAGCAUGCAAUAUAUCGCCAAGUCAAACACAGAGAAUAUCUGUGGAAUCCCAAGACUCAGAUGAGUUGAUGUCACAACUUGAAAAACUUUUUCAGGGUGAUCCCAAUGAUGAUGACAUUUUUGAAGGGACAUUCUGUGACACUUAUGAUAUUUCCAUACAUGAAGAUAACAGCAAAAAAUUACAGACAUCUUCAGAGCUCCAAACUGGAAAUACAGUUGAUAAACAAAAUGUCAUUGAGGAUCAUGCAGCUCAAAUAAAAUCUUUAGAUGAGAGGUUAGCCUCAUUAACUGGAUUGUUAGUAAACAACAAUGAAAACUCAUCACUUCAAAAACAAGAACCAACAAAACCAAAAAGGAGCUCCAGCAAGUGGCUGUGUGAAGAAUAUUUCCUCAAAGUUAAAUUACAUGAACAAUUAGACCUUAUCAGAGAUACAAAUAGGAGAAAAUUACUAAGGAUAAAGCAAAUACUUUCAGACCUGUUUGGUGAAGAUAGUGAUGAUGAAGAUGUUGUAUCACCUUUGGAUGAAACCUCGGACUUUGUUUUAAGUUGCAAAGAAAGGAUGGCGCCAUGGGUUGUAAAGCUGCUUACGCCAUAUUAUAUUAAGGGCCGUAUUAGAGGGAAGGCACUGUUCAAAGCUUUAGCCAAACAUUUGAUCAGACUCAUAUAUCAGUGCAGUCGUUAUCCAAGUGAAUAUGAAGUGCAAAGUUUUGUGAAUGACUUUCUUGAUAAUCACAAAAUGAUAAGAUGUGAAGCUGACUUCAAGCAAUUUAAAAUUGAUAAUCUGGCUACCUACUAACUACUUGCAUUAAGAUUUUUAAGUUGUUAAGAAAAAUGUGUUAGUUUCCUAGUCAGUUACAAGUUUGCUAUUUGUAAUUUUAAGGACCCAAUUGCUUAAAUGUUUUCAUGAGCAUUGCUCUUAAUUUACAUUAGUUCCUUCUCAAGAUUAUUGAUAUCAAAUUGUUUUAUUUUGUUGUCUCUGGCAUGUAACAUCAAUGUUGCCUGUUUAAUUUUACCUUCUAUAAAUUAUAUCCAAUAAAAAAAGAAGUUUAUAAA
Plodia interpunctella (Indianmeal moth) is the source of this 1785-nucleotide messenger RNA. RefSeq lists its product as uncharacterized. Lineage: Eukaryota; Metazoa; Arthropoda; Insecta; Lepidoptera; Pyralidae. The coding region runs from base 122 to 1528 and encodes 468 amino acids. The transcript has 5 exons. The record is from RefSeq and is a predicted model, not a curated record.